CUGCGCAGUACAAGAUUGAUUUACACGUGUGGAGAAUAUUUUCCACGGCGUAGAGGCCUCGUGCUUUUUUUCCUGUGAAAUGGCUAAUGUAAGAAAAUUCAAGCCUCUCUUUGACAGGAUCUUGGUAGAAAAAUUCCUCCCAGAAGUGAAAACAAAAGGAGGUGUUCUUCUUCCAGAGAAAGGUCAAGGCAAAGUACUAGAGGGUACAGUUGUGGCUGCUGGCCCUGGAAACUGGGAUCACAAGAACAACCAAAGGGUAGAAGUUAACGUCAAGGUUGGAGACAAGGUCUUACUACCAGAAUAUGGAGGAACAAAAAUAAAUUUAGAUGAAAAGGAAUACUUCAUCUACCGUGACACUGAUAUCUUGGGGAUUUUUGAGUAAUGCCAGCUUCUAUUUGAUUGUGUAGUAGUGGCGCUGCUGGAAAAGAAAAGAAUCACAUGCUUGGAAAUCACCGUAACUUAUUGAUAAACUGUGAAAUAACUGGUACUGUUAAUGAUUGUCAAGUACAGUGUUCUCUUGCUAAUCCUCUUUUUUGGACUUCUCUUCUCAACUCAGGACAGGCUUGCAACCACUUUUUCUGUAUUGGCAACAAAAUUUUAAGACAGUCUAGCUAGGUAUUCUUUUUAUAAAUAAUAUUUGUAAUAAGCAAAAUGCUCAUUAAUUUUGGUCAAGUACACUUUGUUUGCUUUUUGAGUGGGUUGAAUAAACUCUGUGUGCAUGCAAAUAAAUUAUGCUAUAGCUUGUGGCAAAGUCAGUUAUUGCACUGUGUAAGAGUUUGAUCUCAAUAAAUUUUUGGUGUCGUAAAAUGUGUCUUA
This is a messenger RNA of Stylophora pistillata, 816 nucleotides long. RefSeq names its product 10 kDa heat shock protein, mitochondrial. Gene Ontology annotation, cellular component: mitochondrial matrix; mitochondrion. NCBI's taxonomy places the organism in Eukaryota, Metazoa, Cnidaria, Anthozoa, Scleractinia, Pocilloporidae. Gene Ontology annotation, molecular function: protein-folding chaperone binding; metal ion binding; protein folding chaperone. The record is from RefSeq and is a predicted model, not a curated record.